CCGCGCCAUGGCCAAGGCGUUGCUGUUGCUGUGCUGCCUACUGGCUGCAGUUAGUCGAGCUGCGGCUCGAUUGAGCAAUGAGACGUAUUUUGUGAAUAGUGCUUUCUGCAAAAUGCCCUAUGUGGAUCCUUUUACGGCGGAUGUGCUGGAUGCCAUCGCAGUGAAUAAGUUUGCGAAAUGUCGCGAUGAUAAGGAUAUAGUCAUAGCCGAAUACGACUUCGAGCUGAACGCGUAUCGUCUGCGUAUUAGAGAAGAAGAAGCCAUGUCCUGGUUUAAGGUGAAUACUACGCUGGAAUGUAAAUACGCCAAGAUUGCCAGAGGUGGCUCAAGCGGGUCGCCAGACAACACUUUUCGUGUGGUGUAUAGACGCACCCUGCCGCAGGACUACAUCGUGCCGCCGGAGGUUCAGUAUAUGCUAGUCCAAUGCUCGGUAGUGAAUGGAAAGGAGAAGCGCAUAGUGCAGACGGAUGGCAUCGCCUUUGUACAGGAUUAUGAGGAACGGAGCAGUGAAGAGCAUCUGGAGGAGCUGGCAGAGGAGCCCAAGCCGAGUGUUAUUAUAUUUGGUAUCGAUUCGAUGUCGCGCAUCAAUUUACGGCGCACCAUGCACAGAACAUUCAGAUACGUUCAGCAAGCUGGUUGGUACACGCUGCAGGGUCUCAAUAAAGUGGGCGACAAUACCCUGCCCAAUCUGUUGGCCAUGCUAACGGGCUACUCCCUCGAAGAUGUGGCGGCAAUAUGCGAUGUGCAGGAGCAGGGCUGCUUCGACCAAUUACCAUUUAUUUGGAAGCGCUUCAAGCUCAACAACUAUACGACGGCCAUGGCAGAGGACUGCAUGGACAUUAGCACGUUUAACUACUUAAAGCCGGGAUUCGCCAAGCAGCCCGUCGACUAUUAUUUGCGCCCUUUGAUGGUGGCCAUGGAGAAGUCGUUCCAGCCGAACCCAUUCUAUGAUGAGAAAACUUGCGUGGGACGCCAUCUAAGUUUUGCCUACGUCUGGGACUUUGCCAAGCAAUUCAUUCAACGUUUCAUACGUACGUCGAGGCCAAUGUUUGGCUUGUUCUGGACGAACAGCUUCACACACAAUAAGUUCGACAAGAGCAUCGCCUUGGAUGAGCUAUUCGUUGAGUACUUCAAGCAGUUCGAGAGCAACGGGCUAUUCAAUCGAUCAGUCGUCAUACUGACGAGCGAUCACGGCAUGCGCACCGGCGUGUUGAGAAGGAUUCCAACUGGCUAUUUAGAGGAGCGUAUGCCCAUGUUCUAUAUACAUCUGCCGCCGUGGUUCCGGCGCAGAUAUCGGCGUCUGGUGGCCAAUUUGGCAAAGAACCGCAACCGUCUGAGCUCCACUUUUGAUAUAUAUAUGACGCUGCAGCAUCUGCUGCAACUUCAAAGCACGACAAAUGCGGACAUUCAGCCCAAUUCGGCAACGUGCCCCAGCUGUCAAUCGCUGUUCUUCCCGCUGCCGAUCAAUCGAACCUGCUCCGAGGCGGGCAUCACUGAGAAGUGGUGCACCUGCCAUCCCACUGCGACUGUCACCACGGAGCCAUAUGCGCUCAAAAUGUCCAGGGCAGUGGUGCAACACAUGAACGAUGAGUUGGUCGAGCGAAAUCUAACGGACCUCUGUGCCAACUACACAUUGGUAGGCGUCACAUAUCUGGACUACAAAAUCGCAUUCAGCUCGAACCUAACUGACGAUACCUCACAAUAUUACGUAAUUCAAUUCGCCACGCAACCCAACGCCGCCAUGUUCGAGGUGACAUUCAGUUGGAACAAUCGCACAGCUGCCGUGAACAUGAAUAUCCAGGAGAUAAGUCGCUUAAAUUUCUAUGGACACGAUGCUAAGUGCAUUAACGAUCCGAUUGCCAAAAAGUAUUGCAUAUGCAAGAACGCGAUAAGAACGACCACAAAGACUCCGAAGACGACGACCGCAGGCAUUUGAAAGCGGGGAGAGCUAUUUCUUACUCGAAAAUAAACAACAAGUUCUAUUAUG
Molecule: messenger RNA, 1987 nt
Organism: Drosophila hydei
Lineage: Eukaryota; Metazoa; Arthropoda; Insecta; Diptera; Drosophilidae
Exons: 2
Coding region: 8-1936 (642 amino acids)
Source: RefSeq, a predicted model, not a curated record